AGUAUUCAAGAUGGUGGAAUGUUGUGAUGUGUUUUCUGUGAUUUUCAGUCUACGAUUACUUCAAAAAGUCAGUGUUGUUUUUAUUUUGUAAAACAUACCCUGGAGUUACUUUAAAAAUAAGUACCUCUGUUUAAAUAAAAGGCAAGUUAUGCAAAAAUAAUAUUGGAAGGAUGACAUAAAGGCCAAAAUUUAAUAGGAAGUGUGUUAACUUACUGUUAAUAGCUAAAGUAUAAAUAAGUUUGUUCUCGACUGAGUUGGCAGUGGCUGUGCGAGUAGGACCACUGCACCGAUCCCCCAUAUUUUUUAGGUUACCUUGCCAAAUUAUGCAAGGAACUGAAAAUACGACGACAAAUGAUGGUAGAAGUGCAUUUUGGAAGAAGAAUUUAAGGAAUGUACCUGGAAGCAUAAGACCCGUUUAUGGAGCAGCUCAUCCACCUCGAACAGAGCCUUCCACCCCAAAAAGAGAUUCAUCAAGGACACAUCACAAGAGAAAUUCAUCUUCCAGUUCAUUCCAAGAUUUCCAAGAAAGCACAGAUGAUGCUUGGGACGUAGGAGAUGAUGAUUUUUGUGUUGUUUCAAAUGUCAUUCAUCCCAAGGUUGCCCAAUCAACAGCCUUGACUGUGAUAAGUAACCACAGUGGACGAAGCAGAGCUAUAACAACUGGACAUACUCGGUCAGCUUCUGCUGGUGAAGCAGGUAUAACCAGGAAAACCGGUGGUCCACACUUGUCCGAGGUUCGAACCACUGCUAUACAAAGACUGGCUGUCCAAAGUGACCCAUCCUGUCACAGUCAUCAUCCAGUAUCUAACAAUGUGCCCUCACAUCCCCCCCAGGGACCAGGACGAGGUGUUCGACAAUCUACAGUGCCCCCAAUCUCACACCAUAUGGUCCAUCUUAAGUAUCUACAGUCUAGAAAUUCACAGCGGGAAGUAGUAAGAUUAAAGAAGUUCAAAUCUCUGUUAAAUGGACCUAACACUGAUUUAGAGGAACUUAAAGAACUAAGUUGGGCUGGAAUUCCACCUGCAGUGAGACCAAUAACAUGGAGAUUGUUAGCUGGCUACCUUCCUGCCAACAAUGAUAGGAGAGAAUCAACAUUAGAAAGAAAGAGAGAAGAGUAUUUCAACUAUAUUAAACAAUACUAUAAUACUCGACUCCAAGAUGUGCACCAGGAGACAUAUAGGCAGAUUCACAUUGACAUUCCAAGGAUGAGUCCGCUUGUGCCUCUCUUUCAACAACAACUAGUACAGGAGAUAUUUGAAAGAAUUCUUUAUAUUUGGGCAAUUCGUCAUCCAGCCAGUGGCUAUGUUCAGGGAAUGAAUGAUCUUGUCACUCCCUUUUUUGUUGUUUUUCUUCAGGAAUUAGUGCCAUCUGGUUCAGAAGUGGAGACGUAUGAUGUUACACUCUUACCUAAAGGAUGUCUUGAUAUCAUUGAGGCUGACAGCUAUUGGUGUCUUACAAAGCUAUUGGAUGGAAUCCAGGAGAACUAUACAUUUGCCCAACCAGGCAUUCAGAAGAAAGUAAACACACUCAAGGAUCUCAUGAAACGUAUUGAUGCCCCCCUACACAACCAUUUAGAGCAUCACUCAGUGGAAUACUUACAGUUCUCUUUUCGGUGGAUGAACAACUUGUUGAUGAGGGAACUUCCUUUGAAGUGUACCGUUAGACUGUGGGAUACUUACUUGUCAGAAACUGAUGGAUUCUCAACCUUUCACUUGUAUGUGUGUGCAGCCUUUUUAAAACACUGGUCAAGAGACCUUCUGGCUGAGAAAGAUUUUCAGGGUAUCAUGUUAAUGCUUCAGAACCUACCCACUUUAAAUUGGGGAGAUGAGGAGAUAAGUCUGCUUGUUGCAGAGGCCUACCAGCUAAAGUUUACGUUUGCCGAUGCACCCAAUCAUCUCCAGCGAGAAAAGAAGUGAGGUAGUGAUUAUGAUGUGCAUAUCUCUCUUUAUGACAUCCUUCACGUUCAAACUCCUUCUGGAUUGUACUUUGGUUCUACUAGCCCCUGUAGCUUUGCCAAAUGGGAUGAGACCCCAGUCUCAGCAGAGGAACUGAAGGAAGAAUGGUGCACCUGUACGAUCUGUUUGUAGAACAUGCAACAGAUUUUUUUUCCAGUGAAUACUUACUAAAUGGAUGAUACAGAUACUAGACCUGUAUUGUGUAAAAUAUUAAUUACAUUUAGAUAAAUAUUAUAUCUACUACAUUCUGGUGUGAAAAUGGGAGUUUCAAGAAAAUAAAAACAAAAAACUUCUAGAAAUUAAGUUGAUAUUUUCUUCUUUCUCUUAAGUGAUUGAAGGCUAUCUUCAACCUAUAACAGGUGAUAAUGUUCUUUGUGCAGAAUUAAAUAGAAAUAAAAUCUCAAAAAUAAAAAUAAUAACAUAGAACCAGUGCCACCCACAGAAAUGUUCAGACCCAGGACGAGUCUUUUGUUUGGUCUCUUUCCCCCCCUACUGUACUGUUGUGUUUCUUUAUAUGUGUAAGACAUUGGCGUAGGCCAUGUAGCCAAAGUUGUCCAGGCCCCACUGAUUGACAGGUUACUUAGGUGUUUUGCCAAUGUGGAAGGUACUACGUAGAAAAUCGGUCCUUUCCAAGAGUUCAUAAUCUAACUAAAUACAUCAUCUUUUUGUGAUGAAAUUCCAAUGCAGAUGAAAUAUAAGAUUUGUAAUUUAUUGUUUGUCUUGGCUGUUUACCAUUACAUUGGAUAUUUCAUACUUACAACAGAUUGUGAUCACAUUGUUUAUAAAUAUAAUUUUAAAAACUUUUAUAAAAGGCAGUGAUAAGAAUGAAUGUAGACCAUGGCCAAUGAGUGUAUACGUGUGUCCAAGUCUCCUAUUUGUAUGUAAACUAGUUCUGACAGCACAAACUUUAUGUAGACCUAUUGAAAGCAAAAGAAGUUAUCCUGUUUUAAAAAAUUACAUACAGAAUGUCAGCAGCAUAAAGUUUUAUCAGAAAAGGAAACCAGAUAACAAAGUAGCAACUAAGGUAGGAAGGACAGAGAGGGAGCAAAAAAUCUCAUGUUAUGAAUAAUUGCUAUACAUUAUAUGUAAAAGUUAGGAAAUAAAUGUAUACAUUUAAUGAGGAUUUGGAGAUUUCUUCACAAAUCUACAGUAUCGAAGCAAUUCUUAGUAACUAGAUUGUCCAGGCUCGCGUCUGGCAUGAUGUCUUGUAACAUGAUUCUAGUUGGAAAAUGGUGACUGUUAACUUUCAACUAACAUUAAAACACAAUCCAUAUUUAAAUUUUUUCAUCCUUCUUUCAGUGUAUAAGUAUAUAUUUUGUAAAAUCAGCAUCUAAUGUAUAGCAGUAAUUUAAAUAGAACAAAAGUAUUUUAAUAUAGUUGUUAUAGAAAUGUAAUCGUUGAUCAUCUUAAUGUAAAUAUAUAGCAGGCAAGAACUUGCACUGUAAUAUCAACUUCCAAAAGUUUAAAACAUCAAUUUUCAUUAUGAUCGGAUGUUACCAGAUCAAUACCAUAAGAUGCUACCUGAUACAAUUAAAUGUACUUUUGAGUAAGUAAGUUGACCUGGUCUAGAUUUCAUCCAGAAGUCCAACUUUAGCAGUUUGUAGUGAAAAGAAUAUAUGAGACUGUUCUGCUUUACAGUUAAUUAUAGCACUCAGUUUCUUUAACAAUUUUCAACAUGAAAAUAAAUAAUUAAAAAAAAAAGCAUAUUGGCUGAGAACUGUAAUUUUAACCAUCACUAGCUUUCAUUAAACAAAUCAAAAUGUUGCCCAGAAAACUUAACCAUGCUUUAUUAGAAACUGAAUACUUGGAUGGAUUGACGUAGCUUUAAAAAAGUUUUGUGGGUGAAAAUUAUAUUUAGAAUUUUGGAGGAAUAAAGCUGUAUAAUCUUCUCAUUGCCUUGAUGUAAACAAAAAUAAUAUUCUGUAGAAUACAGUUUGUACGUGGAGAAGAAAAUAUAUUCAGGUAUUUUGUAGUAGAAAUGAGGCUUGCAAGAGUCAUGAUUUAAAUUAUUUCAUUGUUUUCUGUUUAGUGAUAAAUAUUCCUUAAGACUCUUAAAACAUCACUGUUACUUAGUCAGUAAAUAGGAUAUCUACUUAUUGAUCUCUAUUCAACUGUUAUCAAAUUAUACUAAUAACAUUACUAGUACUGGAUCUGAAAGUUUAUUUGAAUAAACGUAGUUGAAUGUGUAGGUAUCAAUCAUAUACCUAUCAGUAUCAAUCACAUUCUAAUGUUAUUACAAGUUUUCAGUUUCUAAAGAAAUAAGUUUAGGGUGACAGUUUUUUGAAGUUUUUUUUGGGGGGGGUCAAACACUGUUGUAUACCUUGACAUGCUUUUUACACAUCUAAGUUACUUUGCUUUUAUUUUUAUCAUUUCCCUGACAUUAAAGAACACUGAAAGCUUGUGUUUUCUUGUCUUUAACUGUGAAUAUGUACUAAAUACUUAACAAGUUAUGGAAAAUUAAUCUGUAAUAACAAAGUUUGAGAUAAAUUGGAACUAAAAGUAUCAAAGUAAAUUAAAAAUAGAUUUAUGUGUACUGGAAAUUACGAACAAUGACAAAAAUAUGUGUAAUAAUUCACAUGGAAAUGUGUGUUAUCUUUCAUAUAAUUUUUUUGUAAUAAUUUAAACCAUUCAAAUAUAAAAAUGCUUGUCUUUAAAUACAAUAAUACCUUUGUAUUUACUUGUUUUAUUUUUAAUUUUAUAUUUAUACAUCUUGUAACAUGCACAAUACAUCUCCCAUUUUACUGACAUAAUAAUUAUAUUGAAAACAAAACUAUAAAAUCCUAGUGUUUUCAACAGAUGGAACUACCUGCCAAACCAAAAGUUCUAGGGUUUUAUUAAGUUUUAUUUGUUUGUUUUAUUAAAAUUUAAUUGACUAACCUUUCUGAUCUGUUUUUACUAUCAUGGAAUAAUUAAUAAUUAUAUCUUCUGAAGUAUUAAUACAGAAUUUAUUCAAAAUAAAUGUACAUAUGAUAUCUAAGCAUUUCUAAUAAUCUAAACAUUUUCUCAUAAUAAAUGUAGUUUGUUCUAUGUAACAUUAAGGCUUGUUAUGUUUUUGGACCCUUCACAGGCAUUUUUGUUUUGUUUUUCUCUGCAUUAUUUUUUAUCUUCACAUAAGCACUACAUUUACAUUUUGUAAAUAACUGAUAGACUUUUUUUUUGGCUUCAAGGUUUUCAUUGUUUAGGUUUGGGCUAUUUAGUUAAUUAAUGUAUAUUUUCAUUCUGUUAAAUAUUAAUUUUACUACAAACCAAAGUGGCUUAGACCUCCUGACCCUCACAGUUGUACUGUUUUUAACUAGUUCAUUGGAAGCUGUAAUGAAAGGAUUUUCAACUGUGUUUAUCAUUGAAGAAAGUUCAUAUUUAUUGCCAAAAAUCAGAAUUUUUGAUGUGGUAAUGGAAGUAUAUCUAACUGCACUUUUUACAAAGAUUAUAGGAAUUACCAUACAUAUUUAGGAAAUAGGUGUUUUUGAUGCCACCAAAGUUUUUGUGAUCAAAGUAACACAUUUCAAGUUAUGAAUAAACUUGUAAUCAAUGUUUUC
Limulus polyphemus (Atlantic horseshoe crab) is the source of this 5491-nucleotide messenger RNA. RefSeq names its product TBC1 domain family member 22B-like (gene Tbc1d22). The record is from RefSeq and is a predicted model, not a curated record. The transcript is spliced from 15 exons. The coding region runs from base 324 to 1916 and encodes 530 amino acids. Gene Ontology annotation, biological process: activation of GTPase activity. Gene Ontology annotation, molecular function: GTPase activator activity. NCBI's taxonomy places the organism in Eukaryota, Metazoa, Arthropoda, Merostomata, Xiphosura, Limulidae.